This is a messenger RNA of Nematolebias whitei (Rio pearlfish), 981 nucleotides long. Its product is annotated as ephrin-B2a-like. The record is from RefSeq and is a predicted model, not a curated record. Gene Ontology annotation, molecular function: ephrin receptor binding. Gene Ontology annotation, biological process: blood vessel morphogenesis; axon guidance; ephrin receptor signaling pathway. Bases 1 to 981 code for a protein of 326 amino acids. Gene Ontology annotation, cellular component: plasma membrane. Lineage: Eukaryota; Metazoa; Chordata; Actinopteri; Cyprinodontiformes; Rivulidae. The transcript is spliced from 5 exons.
AUGCGGAGAAGCGCGCGGAGCCGCGGCGCCGCGCUCCCGCUCAUCCUCGCGGCCGUGGUGUGCGCGUGCGGAGCCGCCACGCUGGAGUCGGUCCACUGGAACAGCUCCAACCCCAAAUUCAUUCCCGGUCAGGGGCUGCUCCUCUACCCUCAGAUAGGGGACAAGAUGGACAUCGUGUGUCCCCGGUCCGAGGCCUCCGCCGGGCGGAAUGGGGAGUUCUACAAGGUCCACCUGGUGUCCAAAGCCCAGAUGGAGAGCUGCACCGUCAACAAGGCGGACGCGCCUCUGCUGAACUGUGACAAGCCCGAGCAGGACGUGAAGUUCACGUUCAAGUUUCAGGAGUUCAGCCCCAACCUGUGGGGUCUGGAGUUCCUCAAGGGGAGGGACUAUUACAUCACCUCCACGUCCACGGGCUCUCUGAGGGGACUGGAUAACACCAUCGGAGGGGUGUGUCGGACCAGAUCCAUGAAGCUGGUGCUGAGAGUCGGUCAGAACUCUUCAGAUCCACUUUCAACACUGCAGGAGUCCCCAACCAGGUUCCCACCCACUCCACCCAAGUCCAAAGCCAACUCCUCCACCAAAGGAAAUAAAAAAGAUUUGGGCUCAGACUCUGGACAGUCCAGUCCCAGUGGUGUCUCUGAGCCAGGACUCCUCGUGUGGGUCAUCACCGGCUGUGUGGUCGUCCUUCUGCUCGUCGUCGUCGUCCUGUCGGUGGUGUGGAGGUACCACCAGCGCCGCAGUGCACCCGUCAGGCAGCAGCAGCCUGCCGCCGUGUCCCUCGACACCUUAACUGUGCCGAAGCGGGACAGCAUCAGCAGUGACAACGGUUCAGACCGCAGCAACGUCGUCUUCCCUCUGCGGUCCUCUGACAGCAUGAUCUGCCGUCACUACGAGCGCGUGAGCGGUGAAUACGGGGCUCCUGUGUAUAUAGUUCAGGAGAUAAUGCCUCAGAGUCCAACCAACAUCUACUACAAAGUCUGA